Otolemur garnettii (small-eared galago) is the source of this 5315-nucleotide messenger RNA. RefSeq names its product ring finger protein 144B (gene RNF144B). The transcript has 8 exons. Gene Ontology annotation, biological process: ubiquitin-dependent protein catabolic process; positive regulation of proteasomal ubiquitin-dependent protein catabolic process; protein polyubiquitination. Gene Ontology annotation, molecular function: ubiquitin conjugating enzyme binding; zinc ion binding; ubiquitin protein ligase activity. Lineage: Eukaryota; Metazoa; Chordata; Mammalia; Primates; Galagidae. The record is from RefSeq and is a predicted model, not a curated record. Bases 324 to 1235 code for a protein of 303 amino acids. Gene Ontology annotation, cellular component: cytoplasm; ubiquitin ligase complex; mitochondrial membrane.
GAACUGCGCCCCAUACUCGCGCCGCGAGGUUCCCGGGCAUCGCAGCUGCCAGUCAGGGGGAGGAGGCGGUUGGGGACUCCUCCUCCUCCCGACCAAUAGGUCCGGGAGCCCCAGUCCUGUUGCAAUCCUGUAAAGUGUGAAGCUGUCAGCCGCAGAGCCCGGAGGAGGAAGGAGAGAAUGAAACAGCUCCUCUUGCCCGGUGUGCGAGCAACCCCGGCUGGCCGUGCGCGCGAGGGAAGCUGUUGAGAAGCCCGGCAGCGGCCGGAGGAAUACAGGUCUCCUGCCAGGGUCCGAGGAGACUGAAGAAGGCAGAAGAUAGGCUGAUGGGCUCAGUUGGUAGACUCCCCUAUCUCACCAUGACUGCCGAAAAUCCCACGUCUGGAGACUUGGCUCUGGCUCCACUUGUCACUUGCAAACUCUGCCUGUGUGAACAGUCUCUGGACAAGAUGACCACACUCCAGGAAUGCCGGUGCAUGUUUUGCACAGCCUGCCUGAAACAGUACAUGCAGCUGGCAAUCCGAGAAGGAUGUGGGUCUCCCAUCACUUGCCCAGACAUGGUGUGCCUAAACCAUGGGACCCUGCAGGAAGCUGAGAUUGCCUGUUUGGUACCUGUGGAUCAGUUUCAGCUCUAUCAGCGGUUAAAAUUUGAACGAGAGGUUCACCUGGACCCCUAUCGAACAUGGUGUCCUGUCGCAGACUGUCACACAGUGUGUCCUGUUGCAUCGCGUGACCCAGGACAGCCUGUGCUGGUGGAAUGCCCUUCUUGCCACCUGAAAUUCUGCUCAUGUUGCAAGGAUGCUUGGCACGCAGAGGUCUCCUGUAGAGAUAAUCAGCCUAUUGCCCUGCCAGCAGAGAACAGGGCUCUCUUUGGGACAGAUGCAGAAGCCCCCAUUAAGCAAUGCCCAGUUUGCCGGGUUUACAUUGAACGCAACGAAGGCUGUGCUCAAAUGAUGUGUAAGAACUGCAAGCACACAUUUUGCUGGUACUGUCUCCAGAACCUGGAUAAUGACAUUUUUCUCAGACAUUAUGACAAAGGGCCAUGCAGGAAUAAACUCGGCCACUCGAGAGCAUCAGUGAUGUGGAACCGAACACAGGUGGUGGGGAUUCUUGUAGGCUUGGGAAUCAUUGCCUUGGUGACUUCACCCUUGUUACUCCUGGCCUCCCCAUGUAUAAUCUGUUGUGUCUGCAAGUCUUGUCGGGGCAAGAAGAAAAAGCACGACCCAUCUACUACCUAAAGGUCUCUGUGUUCAUGCGCCACAGAUGUCCUGAGACAGCACAGUGAUAAAGCCCCGCUUAGUGAUCUUGCCUCCUUCUCCUUGCCAAACUUUGGAAGUGCCUCUGUGUCCAGACUUUGAACCUGCCUGCCAGCCUUCUGUGUCAGAAAAGGCUAAGUCUGGAUUCUCUGCGGUCCAGGCUGUGUCUAUGGAGCAUGUCGGGAGCUUCGGGGUUGCUUGGGAGGAAAUAACACAUCAUUUUAUCAUCCAAAGGAUCCCACUGGACUUUCAACUUCCAGCCAAAGUCAAAGAACCUGGGUGAACAUUUGAUAUAAUAAACAUGUUGUCAUGGUUGGCAACAUACAAGAUAACUGAGAAGCUAGAGUCUGUUCUGUGUUGAUUUGACCACCGUGAGAGACUUGAGGGAAACCCAACAUAGAAAGGGAAGGAUAGGACUGCAAAAGGAGAAAUUCUCAGAGCUGUAAAGCAGGCUGCCUAUCGUAAAGAGUCAAUAUGGUGGUUGUGCCUCUGCCGGCUACUGGGUGUGCUGUUCCCAGUGUUCCCACCAUGACUUGGCAGAAGCACAAUAGGUUUCUCCUUGUGUGAUCUCAGCUUUAAGCAGGAGAAACUGCUCUGCAGAGGGAGUUGUCCCUUCCCAGUAAAAGGGUUGCAGCUUGUUAAACAAUAUGGUCUAAUUUAGUGCCUCUCCCUUGGCAAAUGUAACUUUUCUAAGGCGUUCAACCCAUCUCGUAAAGCUGGUAGCUGUGGUCUACGAAAUUGUUUCAUAUAAAAUAUGGGUACAGUGGUAGAGGGUCAAAACCUUUGUCAUAGGUAACAGGGAACAUUCUUGGGCUCUGUGUUCACACACCCAACAGGUUUGAAAUUGGACCUAAGAGUACAGGUCUAGAGUUAAUAUUAAAGUCUGUAGGUACAUCUAAAAUCCAGAUGACUUGCAGCCUACCUAGAAUUUCUAUCCAUUGGGCAUGCAUGGGUAUACCCAAUAGUAUAUGCAAAAUAAAGAUUUACAUAAAAGCCUUCUGUGACUAAAAUGGUUUGUUAUACAUCACCCUGAAGAUGUUUUGCAUAUUAUAUAUGUGAAUUUUGGUUGUAAGUUCAUAACUUACCCAGGGGUAUAGACUCAUAACUCUUUUAAAAUAAUACUUAGAAUGAUAUCAUGCCAUCUCUGUUUGUAAAAACACUGAUUGAUAAUCAAGUUACUUACAUGUUUUCAAACACAAUUCAGAGCAGCUCUCUUCUCAGUAUAAUUUAUUAUUCUCUUUCUGCAUCUGUUAAGACGAUUCGAAUACUCUCUAUGUAUAUAAGGCAUUGAUAAAACAACAAUAAUAUGUGAGAAAUAAAAUGGAAAUGCUUUAUAGAUACUAAAUAUUUUGGUUUUAUGUCACCUCAUUGUGACACAUACUGUUAGUCCGAUUUGAAUAAACAGGUUUUGGAAAAACAAACCUUUUUCUCCAGUAACAGAAUAGUAUAAUUGCCAUUAGCAAUGCAGCCUGGUGCUUCAUGAGACCUACACUAGAUGUUACUGGAGAGUUCUUGAAGCCAGGGAUGCCACAUCAGGAACGGUUCAGGGCCUAUGAUAUUUUCUGAGGUAACUGGGUAACUAGAUGAUUAAUUGCUGCUAUCCCGGAUGACGCUUUGCCUAUGUAAUGGGAUAUAUGCUAAGUGGAGAUGUGUGUAUUUAAGGAACUUCAGUUUACAUGUGUAUAUCAAUGUCUGACAUAUGUGUAAUACAUCUGUUGGUCAUGUACAUUUUUACUUAACAGUUUGUAUAGAACAAUAGGUCAGAACUCUGGGAAUACUUUUGAAUGGCAACGAACCAAGAUAAUUUUUAAUCAUUUAUUAGAUAUUUCUUAAUAUUAAGUGUCUUUGUUUCCCUUUGAAACUCUAAAUGCUUCGGAAAAAAAAACAAACUCCUCUGUAUCAGUGUAUUUCAUGUUAGUAUAAACAUAAAUGUAGAUACAUUUGAGUAGUUAAUUUGCGUUGUCUCACACAUAGCCUACUGCCUCAUUGCAGGGAAAGGGCAUCUAUAACUGCUCAGGGGAUCACAGGAACUGAACUGAAAUUGGAUUUUUGUAACAAGAAUGUGACAGUGGCAAUGUACUACUCCAUUAGUAAACUCUCUAAAUUUGGUUCCAUAAAGAAUCAACAGGAGCUGUUUCAAGUAAUCUAAAAUGCUGUGUUAUCAAAAGAAGAGCUGCCAGAAUUGGAGUAAAGGUGAAAGAAAAUACCUAUGCAAUUUCCUUGGCCUUUGUGAAGGAAUUUGCCUUUUUGCAGAGAUAUUAUAACAGAAUUAGCUACUUUCUUGGGAGGUGGCAGGGCUAGCUAGGGAGUGGGGGGUUGUUUGUGAAACUGAGUUUAAAUAACUGGAUUUACUUUUUUUUUAAAUAUUGAAAAGUGCCUGAAAAAUGGUAACUUUUUCCUUAAAUAGCUAAAUGUGUGUGAGAUUGUCAAAAACAACAGGAACAGGUUGAUAGAUUCAACAUAUCUCUUGUGCAUCAGAGGGCACAAAGAAUGCAGAUCCAGAGGCUUUGUUUACAAAAGCGAGGGCUGACAACUUUGAUAACAGAGGUUGAUAUUUUUAGUUUAGAUACAUGACCAGUGAAAGAAUUAACCUUAUCUCCUUUCUUGGUCAGCUAGUUUAUCUUUUCCUAGUAAUUCUCUUUCUGUAUUAAAAGGAAAUUGGGUCUGCAUAAAAGAUGUUUGGAUGUGGCAGCAAAAAAUCUUUUUAUGUUUGGUAUAGUACUGCACAGUGCAUUUGAAACAGAAAUCAAAAGUCCUCCAACAGAUUGUAAUCUGGAUGUGAUAACCCACUAUCCAGAUAUCCCAUGGGAUAUAUUGGUACAACACCUACCCAUUGUCCCUUUCUAGGAAAUUUUCUCUUGUUACUAGGUGAAGAAGAAGAAAGCCAUAUGGAAGGAAAUGUUAGAAUCUUAGGCCUCCUGUUUGUUCAUGCCAUGGGUAUUUGGUUUGGACUUAAAAUCUGUACUUUGAAAGAGACCUUGGAAAAACCAAUAAUUCCGUGUGAAUUUUCUUAUAGCCUGCAUUAUGAAAAUCUUAUCUUUUCAGGUUUGCAAAUUUACAUGUUUGUUUGAAUGUAAAUCACAGUUUCUAGGAGCCUCGAGUUUUUUAUUAAAAAUUAUUUGGAAUCUAAAGAUGUGUUACUUUAGCCUUCCCUACACACUGCUUCUAAAAGACUUUUCUUUCUGUUCAUAAAUGGAUGCCUUUAUGUGUAUAGUAUCAUGUCUGCGUGUGUAGCUUUAAGGACAAUUUCAGAAAUGCCUUAGAGAAAUGACAUUUUAUAAAGCGGUCACAACUGAUAUCCAUAGGCUAUUAGAUGUCACGUUGACGCAUGAUCCAGGAAAUUUUGUUCUGUAUUUAAGAAAGUGCUGUUAUAUUUUUCUAAUUCUUUGGAAGGAAAAUAGCUGUUUUAGUCUCUAGCCCCAAUAAAUGUGAGCAGAAAAUCAAGUGUGUUAACCUUUGUUGUGCCGCACAAUUCUAGGACACAUUGAAUUUUAUCCUCCAAGAACUGACUAAUCACUAGUAAAUCCCACGUUCAGAAUUUGAAAAACGUAUGGAAAUAAUUCUUGCUACUUUCUUAAAGGGGGCAAGUGUAUUGUCUUUAUUUGUGGCAGACUUUCUCAUGGUAUGUGUGAUAUUCCACGCAGCCAAUGCACAGUAAUUGAUCAUUAUCCGGAGAAAUAAUAAAUCAUACGGGUGUUUGAUUAUUCUAAUAUAAAUUGCUGCCAGGUGUCAAAGCUUUCAGUUCUGCAGAAUGGAGGUUGGACUAAAGGCCUUGUGUUUGCUUUUUACUGUUUUUUAAGAAAGGAUUUGCAUUACAGUGUUAAGGUCAUUUCCAUUCAAUUAGUAUUCAAGGCAGGGCUCCCUAAAGUUGAGUGCUAGGAGUAAGUUGGCAACUAGCACUGUGUUUCUGGAAAACUGAAAGCUCUAUACUGUUGAUGCCUUUUUAUUGACUUGUUAUGUGCUUCUGAAAUGAUACCUGAGUACAAAGGUUUACAAGUGAGUUAUUCAAAUUUUGUUGCCUAACCAUUCAGUUUCAAAGAAAUAAGAUCAUUUUAAAACAUU